This is a messenger RNA of Sarcophilus harrisii (Tasmanian devil), 894 nucleotides long. Its product is annotated as E3 ubiquitin-protein ligase TRIM17-like. Bases 1 to 894 code for a protein of 297 amino acids. Lineage: Eukaryota; Metazoa; Chordata; Mammalia; Dasyuromorphia; Dasyuridae. The transcript has 5 exons. The record is from RefSeq and is a predicted model, not a curated record. Gene Ontology annotation, molecular function: zinc ion binding.
AUGGCUGAUGAAGUACAAGAAGGUCUCUGUAUUAAUUGCUCGAAAGAAGACAUUAAUCUAAUCAGAGUUGAAUGUGGACAUAAUAUCUGUAUGUCUUGCUUCAGGAACAAAACCUCUCCACCUUUAUGUUGUACUAUAUGCUGGGAAUUCUCUCAGCUAAGAACUCUAAUUGAUAUGGCCAUGUACCCUGAAGGAGAAGGCAUGUGUGAGAUACACAGGGAAGACCUCAAGUUAUUCUGUGAAAGGAAGAAGACCCUACUCUGUGUGACCUGUUCUAAGUCAGGAAGUCAUGAGAACCACAUACACUGGUCCAUUCCAGUGGCUGCUCUGUGCUACAGGGACUUUACAAACAGAGGAGAAAUAAUUCAGAAGGUACUCAAGCAAGUAUGGGAAUAUCUGCCGUGGAAAAAAGCAAAUGAGGAAAACUUCAUUGUGGGGAAGGAGAACAAAAAGUUCAAUGAGCUCAAUCAAAGGCUGAAGGAAAUGGAGACUAUCCAGGAACAUCAAAUCAUGCAGAAAAAGAAGGAAUGGGAGACCAUGAUGUCCAACCAAAAUAGAUGUCUAACAUCUGUGAUUACUGAACUGGAGGAAAAGUUGCACAAGCCAGAUAUAGCAGUGCUACAGGAUAUUGCAGAAACACUGGAAAGGAAAUCAUCAACCUCAGCUUGCAAUCACUUAGACUUGGGUGAUAAGAAGGGAAUGUGGGGUGAAGAUGAGCAUGUGAGCUGGCCACAGAUCAACUUGGCUUGCUCCCCGGAAGGGGAAAAACCUAAUAAAGAGUGUCCAAGGCCGCGUCACCAAGUCCUUGGGGCCUCUGAUCCUAAGGAUGGGGACUGGGUUGGGAUAUCUGUGGACCUGCGGUCCCGAAAGCGCCUCAGCCUCUGGGGUUCAUGA